UAGUCUGGUAAUUACGGUGGCGCUUUCAGUUAACAGACUUAGCUGCUCCUGCGAAGAGUAAAAACAGAAGUAGACUCCCUUGCCGUCCUCCCUCGCAACUUUGUCCGAAGCACCUAACCUCUGUUUUCUGAUGCACUAGUCGAUAAUGGAGUAUUCCGAGCGAUUGACGGCGUUGAAGAAGGCUUAUGCCGAUAUAAUCCUCAAUACGGCGAAGGAGGCGGCGGCUCGUGUAAUGGUGUCGGAGAGAAAAGUCGUGAGGUUCCAAAGGGAGCUGGUUUCGACUAAAGAGGAGUCACUUCGGAUGCUUCUUAGGCUUAAACAAAUGUUGGAUUCCAAAGUUAGGGAAGCAGAUACUACAUCUUUUAUUCAGAAGAAGAAGAUUGAGGAACUUGAAGCACAGCUCCAGGAAGCUGAGGAAAUAGUUAGGGACCUAAGAGAAGAGUUGAGAGACGUACAGCCUACAUUAGAGAAGGUGAAAAACAACCUAAUGCAUCCCCUGGAUAAACAAAACGUAGAAGAUGAAGCUGCACCUCAGGAAAACAUUGUAAUAAACGACCAGUUUGAUCCUUGCAGAUCCUUGUAUUAUGAGCCCAAUUUACAGUUUGAAUCAGUCUCAACACAUGACGUGAAGGAUUCAAUUGUAAAUGGUUCAAAUGAGAGCUGUAAGAGUUGUCUGUCAUAUGAUCACACAAAUAAUUGCCACAUUCAUAACCCUGAUUUUGCUUCUAUAGUCAUUAGAAGAAGAGCACCUGACCUCUGCCGAAACGGAUGCACUCAGAGAAUACAUACUUUUGAAAGGAGCUUGUUUGGCAGAAAUAUAUCUCUUUCCGGAAAUGCAGAUGAUGUGCAGAAUGAAACAUUAAUAAGAAGAGGUGAGGAUAGUCAAGAAGUUAAAGGAACCAAAAAAACUGAUACCAAAAAUGAUGUUAUUUCUCAAGCAGAGAAACUAGGUGAACUUAAAGUGGCAAGUGCUGAUGCUGACCUUGUCAAACUGCCAUUUUGUAAGAAAAAGAGAACUUCUUUUGGAAUUCAAAAUGGCACUUCAAAAGAGGAAGUAUUAGCUAAGUUGCCAAUUUGUAGAAAAAAGAGAAGAAUUAAGAGAAGGAAGCAACUGGAAUCUAGAUUUUCUGAAUCUGACCAAGUUGAGGAAACUAAGGCAUCUUGCUUUUCUUGCACAAAUAGUUCUCUAUAUGCAUCUGAUACCAAUGAUCCGUCUAAGGAAAACUCUUCUAAGGUAUGUGAAAAUGAGGCUCAAAAGGAUAUGAUGUCUCCUUCUGCUAAAGUACCCACUGAAACAACUGUGAUGAAUAAACUAUCAGGAUCUCAAAACGAUGCCAAAAAGGAGAAAGGGCUCCUAAAAUCUGGCUGUUCUUGGGAUGAAAUGAGUGAUAAUAAGGAACGGUUUCAUAAAUCUUAUUUAACAGGACAAGAGAGUUUGUCUAUGGAAAGAUUGGAGGUUCCUGCUUUCAGAGCCAAUUUUGAGGCAGCUAAUCAGUUGUCUGAUAAACAGGAUCUUAAAGCAUCUGAUAGAGAUGAGAAGGUUUCUUGUCAACCAGCAAACAACAGGCUUCUCAAGUACACAUUCCAAAGAAAACGCAAGGAUACUCAAAGUAGCCCUGAUGUGGAUUGCUCUCUUGAAGAGAGCAGUUUAAAGAAAAAGUGUGAAGUGAAGCAGAAUGAACAUGUCAAGCCUCAGAAAUCCUGUUCAAUAACAGAAUCAUCUCGUGACAGCCGGCAGCUAGCACAGGUUGCCCGUCAGCUCAUAUCUUUGUCUGAGAAGAAAUGGUGGCAAUAGAUGAGGAUUCCUGAUGGAGAUAGGAGAGUAUUUGAACUUUGAAGCACUAUUGUGUCAGAAGAUGGUGUUUGGAGGAUGGUUGAGGCAGAGUAGUAGAAUGUGUUAAUAAUUAUUUGUCUUCCUAUUAUAUAUAUAUAUAUAUAUAUAUAUAUGCAUAUAUCUACUUUUCCUCUAUCCUUAGCAGUUAAUAAACAGUAUGUUCUGUAUAACAUAAUUUACAUGUGAGGGAUGUUGCUGUCCUUUGGGGAGGCAGUUUUAUUAAAUAAUCCAAAUAGAAAUUUUGUCAAA
Molecule: messenger RNA, 2083 nt
Organism: Prosopis cineraria
Lineage: Eukaryota; Viridiplantae; Streptophyta; Magnoliopsida; Fabales; Fabaceae
Exons: 4
Coding region: 146-1795 (549 amino acids)
Source: RefSeq, a predicted model, not a curated record